Messenger RNA from Uloborus diversus, 1182 nucleotides. Its product is annotated as transport and Golgi organization 2 homolog. The coding region runs from base 100 to 963 and encodes 287 amino acids. Gene Ontology annotation, cellular component: Golgi apparatus. Lineage: Eukaryota; Metazoa; Arthropoda; Arachnida; Araneae; Uloboridae. Gene Ontology annotation, biological process: protein secretion; Golgi organization. The transcript has 7 exons. The record is from RefSeq and is a predicted model, not a curated record.
ACGAAAUCAGGAGCAGACGAAGUGAAAUUAAUAUCCGUGGAAAGUAACUUUUCCUCCGCAAGCUUUCCUUUUAAAAGAUUUUCUCCUUUUGCUCACAUCAUGUGCUUGUUAUUAUUCUAUAUUAACCCAUUCGCAAAGGAAAAUGAAUAUUAUUUAAUAUUGACGAAUGUUCGAGAUGAAAUUUACACCAGGCCCACAAAAGUAGCACAUUUCUGGAAACAAAAUCAAAACAUCAUCGGAGGUGUGGAUGCAGAACUUGGCAAAGAAGGGGGUACAUGGCUAGCAAUGAAUCAAAAUGGAAAAAUUGGUGCUUUGCUCAAUAUAUUGCAGCCAGAUGAAGAAGUGUUGCCCAAUAAAAAAGGCAGAGGAUUUUUGGCUGUUGAUUACGUUGCUGGUCAGUCUGAUUGCUUUAGUUAUUUGCAUGCCAUAAACCAAGAAAAGCAAAAUUAUAAUGGAUUUUUGUUAGUAACGAUGGAUAUUAGGUCUCUUCAUGAUCCAAAAAUAGCUUAUGUUACCAAUGCUUCUUCAACACCACCAGUUCGUUUAAAUCCUGGCUUCCAUGCUUUUGGCAACAGUGUGACUCCAGAAACUCCAUGGCCUAAAGUUAUGAAAGCCAAAGAAAAAUUCACAGAAAUUGUUCAGAGGCAUUUGUCUCUUAAAACCAAAGAUGCCUUAGUUGAGGAUAUUUUUACACUUCUCAGAGAUUCCACCAGUUACUUAUUAGAUGAAAAUAUGAAAAAACAAGGCAAAAGUAAACCUUCAGAGUUUUUGGAUAAACUCUCUGCAAUUUUUGUGAACAUUCCUAGUUCUAAUUAUGGUAGCAGGUGUCACACAGUCAUCAUAGUGGAUGGUUCUGGGAAAGUAGAUUACUUUGAACAUAGUCGUGCAGAAGUACCAAGCAGUGAUGGAGAUGCGACUUGGACAACAAAAAAAUAUUCUUAUGAACUAGUUUGUGAUAAAUGAUACACAGAUCUGAACAUUGAGAUGCUUUAUAUUGCAGAAAACUUUAUGUAACUGUUUGAUGUAUUUCCUAUUUAGUGUAUUAUUGUGCAUUGUUUAUUGUGACAGAAAAUAUUUAUUAUAAUAAUUUCUGACUAUUUGUCAAUUUAAAAUAGUAUUUAACAGCAGAGCAUUGUCAAAAGGUUGUGUUCAAUCAUUUUAUUGAUAAUUAAAAAUAUUUUG